AUGGAAGAACAGGUCGCAAAUGCCAUUGAGAUCGCCUCGAACCACGUCGCCGACAAAGACUUGAAAGCGCAAGCUUUUGAAUACCUCAAUCAACUCCGCUCCGACCCCUCCGGAUGGCAGGUCUGCUUUGCCCUCUUCACCAAGACCCCACAACAGUCCGAAAUCGUACGGCAUGUCAGCUUGGAGGUGGUCAAUAGUGCUGCCCAGGUCGGCUUGAUCGACCAGGCCUCACUCGCCGUCAUCCGAGAUGGUCUGAUGGCCUACAUUCGCCAGGCCUACGGCCCAGAGACCACCACCAACCCCGACCCUCCCUACCUCCAAAAUAAAAUCGCACAGACCGUCACAUACCUCUUUUCCUCACUUUACGCCACUGGCUGGGAGUCCUGCAUCGACGAACUUCUCGCCCUCACCAACAAAUCUACAGGUCGGGACAAUCAGGCAGGUGUGGUCUUUUACCUGCGUGUGCUGAACUCGAUCCACGAUGAGAUCGGCGAUGUGUUGGUUUCGAGGUCUCGCGGGGAACAGGAUAAGGCGAAUGCGCUGAAAGAUCUCAUCCGUGAGCGGGACAUGCAGAAGAUUGCCAAUUCCUGGCAGGAGAUUCUAGCCGUCUGGCGGGAAGGCGAUGACUCCAUUGUCGAGAUGUGUCUGAAGGCUGUGGGCAGCUGGGUGAGCUGGAUUGACAUUUCGCUUGUCGUGAACCAGAAUAUGUUGGACUUGCUCUUCCAGCAGCUUGGACGGGCUCAGAAACAAGAGCUCCAGGAGAGUGAGCAGCGAGUGCGUGAUGCUGCGAUAGAUGUUUUCACGGAAAUAAUUGGCAAGAAGAUGAAGCCUGCCGACAAAAUUGAGAUGAUUGUUUUCUUGAAUCUGGAUUCUAUCAUCACACAGCUGUCUAACAGUCCUCCACUGCUCUCGCAGCGCUUUACAUCCAAGUACGAUGUUGAUUUGGCAGAGACAGUUGCGAAGCUUGUCAACAACACAGCCGUGGACAUUGUGAGGGUAUUGGAUAACGAUGUUGGGCCUGUUAGGGAGAAGGCAGAGAAUCUUCUUCACGUCUUCCUCCCUCACAUCCUGCGAUUCUUUUCCGACGAAUACGACGAAGUUUGCUCGACUGUGAUUACUUGCGUCAACGACAUGCUUACCUACAUCCGGAAACUCGCCAAGGCAAACCCAUCCUACGAGGAGCGAAACAAGGCCAUUCUGCUUCCAGUUUUGAAGGCAAUUGUUGCUAAAAUGCGGUACGAUGAAACUCUCAACUGGGGCGAUGAAGACGAACAGACCGACGAGGCGGAAUUCCACGAGCUCCGCAAACGACUGGGCGUGUUGCAGCAGAUCAUUUCCUCGGCCGACGAGCAGCUUUACAUCGAUGCGAUUUCAGAGGUGGUGGGCACAACUUUCGAGAACCUGCGAGCAUCUGGAGGUCAGCUCGACUGGCGUGACCUGGAUCUCGCCCUGCAUGAAAUGUAUCUAUUCGGUGAUUUGGCUGUCCGCAGCGGCAGUCUCUACACCAAGGGCGUUCCAAUUGGAGGGGCCUCCAGCCGCCUUAUCGAGAUGAUGUCUGCCAUGGUGGGAACCGACAUUCGAUCUUUCACUCACCCUGCAACCCAGCUUUUGUACAUGGAGCUUUGUGUUCGCUACAGCUCAUUCUUUGUUCACCACACCGACCAGAUUCCCAGGGUUUUGGAAAGUUUCCUACAGCUUGUGCACCACCCUGUUGCAAAGGUCAAGACUCGCUCGUGGUACCUUUUCCAGCGCCUGGCUCGGCAGCUUCGCGCUCAGAUUGGCAAUGUUGCGCAGACCGUUGUGGAGGCAUUGAGCGACCUGUUGGUCAUUCAAGCCGAGGUUCCCUCAGAGGGCGACGAGGGUGAUGAAAUGUCCUCUGAAGACCACGAACGUAGCGGAGAGGCCAUCUUCACCAGCCAGCUGAACCUUUUCGAGUCUGUUGGAAUUAUUAGCUCUACCCCAAGUGUUAGUGCAGACAAACAAUUGCUCUAUGUGCAAUCCGUGCUCAGCCCCGUCUUUGGUGAUAUGGAGCGCAACCUUGAAGCCGCCAAAGCCAACGACGCGCGGGCGCUGCUGCAAAUCCACCAUGACAUUAUGGCCCUGGGAACACUUGCCCGCGGAUUCUCAGACUGGCAGCCGGGCACUACAGGCUCUCCAUCUGCGGGUGUACUGCCCGAGGUUUCGGCAGCUUUCGCCCAGGUGGCGGAAGCCACCCUGGUGUCCCUUGAGUCUCUCAAGAACUCGUUCGACAUUCGAACUGCUGCCCGCUUUGCAUUCUCUCGACUCAUUGGUGUCCUCGGCGCGCAGAUUCUCCCCCAACUGCCCCGAUGGAUCGAUGGACUCCUGACUCAAACUUCCUCACGCGAUGAAAUGGCACUUUUCCUCCGUCUCUUGGACCAAGUUGUUUUCGGGUUCAAGGGCGAGAUCUACAGCAUCCUCGACACCCUCCUGACUCCAUUCCUGCAGCGCGUGUUCUCCGGCAUCGCCGAGCCAACCGUCGGUACCGAUGACGAGAUCCAGCUCGCCGAGCUGAAGCGAGAGUACCUCAACUUCUUGCUCGCAGUGCUAAGCAACGACCUUGGAGCCGUCAUCAUCAGCGAAAGAAACCAAUCCAUCUUUGAAACCAUCAUUACCUCCCUCGAGCAUUUCGCCAAGGAUAGUGACGACCUGACCACUGCCAAGAUGGCAUUCAGCGUCUUGAGCCGCAUGGCCAGCUGCUGGGGUGGACCAGACAUCGCCCCUGCCAAUGGCACAGCCACAGCCCAGGCCGCCCUCCCUGGCUUUGGUGAAUUCAUGAUCACCCGACUUUCGCCCCUCGCCUGGGCGCUCCCAACCACAGCGUCUUUCAAUCCCAAAGAUCCACAAGCCAAGCAAGUCCUUGCCGAAGCAGGCGGACUCCAACGCACCAUCUACGCCAAGACUGGCAUGGAAUAUGCCGAGUACCUGCGUAGCCGGGAGCUACCCGGUAUGGGCAUGGGUGCUGAGCUCAUCGAAGAGUUCCUCAACAACAUGGGCCAGCUGGACGUGAAAGGGUUCCGGCAAUUCUUCCCGUCAUUCAUCCAACGAUUGAGCGCAUGA
Penicillium salamii is the source of this 3078-nucleotide messenger RNA. The record is from the annotation of a GenBank genome assembly. Lineage: Eukaryota; Fungi; Ascomycota; Eurotiomycetes; Eurotiales; Aspergillaceae.